AUGCCUCGCCAAUUCUUCGUCGGUGGUAACUUUAAGAUGAACGGUACUGCCGAGAGCAUUACCUCCAUCAUCAACAACCUUAACAAGGCCAAGCUCGACGAGUCCUCUGAGGUGGUCAUCUCCCCUCCCUCCCUCUACCUGCUCACUGCCCGCGAGGCUGCCUCCGACAAGAUCGGCGUUGCCUCCCAGAACGUCUUCGACAAGCCCAACGGUGCUUUCACCGGUGAGAUCAGUGUCGAGCAGCUCAAGGAUGCCAAGAUCAACUGGACCAUCAUCGGCCACAGCGAGCGCCGUGUCAUCCUGAAGGAGAGCGACGAGUUCAUUGCCCGCAAGGUCAAGGCCGCCAUUGAGGGUGAUAUCAGCGUCAUCUUCUGCAUCGGUGAGACUCUUGAGGAGCGUGAGGCCAACAAGACCAUCGAUGUUGUCACCAGACAGCUCAACGCCGUCGCCAAGGAGCUCUCCAAGGAGCAGUGGUCCAAGGUUGUCAUUGCCUACGAGCCCGUCUGGGCCAUCGGUACCGGCAAGGUCGCCACCACCGAGCAGGCCCAGGAGGUCCACGCUGCCAUCCGCAAGUGGCUCUCCGAGGCCAUCUCCGCCGACGCUGCCGAGAACACCAGAAUCAUCUACGGUGGUUCCGUCAGCGAGAAGAACUGCCGCGAGCUGGCCAAGGAGGCCGAUGUCGAUGGUUUCCUCGUUGGCGGUGCCAGCUUGAAGCCUGCCUUCGUCGACAUUAUCAACGCUCGUCUGUAA
This is a messenger RNA of Aspergillus aculeatus ATCC 16872, 750 nucleotides long. RefSeq names its product triose-phosphate isomerase TPI1. The record is from RefSeq and is a predicted model, not a curated record. NCBI's taxonomy places the organism in Eukaryota, Fungi, Ascomycota, Eurotiomycetes, Eurotiales, Aspergillaceae. The transcript has 6 exons. Gene Ontology annotation, molecular function: triose-phosphate isomerase activity. Gene Ontology annotation, cellular component: cytosol. Gene Ontology annotation, biological process: glyceraldehyde-3-phosphate biosynthetic process; gluconeogenesis; glycolytic process. Bases 1 to 750 code for a protein of 249 amino acids.